GAGAAUUUGUCGCCGAAGAUGGCGGGCGUUUGCUUGUGGAGGAAGGGAAGCGUCUGGUUACCGCUGAGGGCGGCGUGUCUGCUGCAGGCAUCUCGCAGCGCAGCCACUGAGGCUGCACCCGCCACUCGAAUUAAAAAGUUUGCAAUUUACAGAUGGAAUCCAGACAAACCAGGUGAUAAGCCACGCAUGCAGACCUAUGAGAUUGAUCUGAACACGUGUGGCCCAAUGGUCCUGGAUGCUCUCAUUAAGAUCAAGAAUGAGAUGGAUUCCACACUGACGUUCCGCAGAUCGUGCAGAGAGGGCAUCUGUGGCUCCUGUGCCAUGAAUAUCAAUGGUGGAAACACACUUGCUUGCACCUGCAAGAUUGACACCAACAUCAACAAAGUAUCAAAGAUCUAUCCCUUACCUCAUAUGUACGUGGUGAAGGACCUUGUGCCGGACUUGAGUAACUUCUAUGCACAGUACAAGUCAAUUCAGCCUUACCUGAAGAAGAAGGACGAGUCACAGGAGGGAAAGCAGCAAUAUGUGCAAUCUAUUGAAGACCGACAGAAACUGGAUGGCCUGUACGAAUGUAUUCUCUGUGCGUGCUGCAGCACCAGUUGCCCAAGUUAUUGGUGGAACGGGGAUAAGUACUUAGGGCCUGCCGUCCUCAUGCAGGCGUAUCGCUGGAUGAUCGACUCCCGAGAUGAGUUUACGGAGGAGCGUCUGGCUCAGCUGCAGGAUCCCUUCUCUCUCUAUCGCUGUCACACUAUCAUGAAUUGCACACAGGCUUGCCCCAAGGGUCUGAACCCAGGGAAAGCAAUUGCUGAAAUUAAGAAGAUGAUGGUAGUUUACAAGACCGAGGCUGCAAAUGCAUAGCUGCUGUUUCUCACCAUCCACUCUACACUUGUAUCUACAAUGUAAUUAUAGUGUAAAUGUUUGCAGUGUCAAAAAUCUCCAAUAAAAUGUUGGCACUCUCGAGCAAAGGGUGCUUGUCUAGGACUG
Molecule: messenger RNA, 984 nt
Organism: Callorhinchus milii (elephant shark)
Lineage: Eukaryota; Metazoa; Chordata; Chondrichthyes; Chimaeriformes; Callorhinchidae
Gene: sdhb
Product: succinate dehydrogenase complex, subunit B, iron sulfur (Ip)
Biological process (GO): aerobic respiration; tricarboxylic acid cycle; respiratory electron transport chain
Cellular component (GO): mitochondrial membrane
Molecular function (GO): electron transfer activity; 2 iron, 2 sulfur cluster binding
Source: RefSeq, marked provisional